Messenger RNA from Mus caroli (Ryukyu mouse), 3233 nucleotides. RefSeq names its product AIF family member 2, ferroptosis suppressor (gene Aifm2). The record is from RefSeq and is a predicted model, not a curated record. Gene Ontology annotation, molecular function: flavin adenine dinucleotide binding; electron-transferring-flavoprotein dehydrogenase activity. NCBI's taxonomy places the organism in Eukaryota, Metazoa, Chordata, Mammalia, Rodentia, Muridae. Gene Ontology annotation, cellular component: mitochondrion; cytoplasm. Gene Ontology annotation, biological process: positive regulation of apoptotic process; apoptotic mitochondrial changes.
UGGGCACGCCCCGGCCCGGGGACUCGGCGCCGGAAGACGCGAGGACCAAGGUCCGCUACAGGAAAGACACAUUGAAGCACGGCUUGAUAGUCAUGACUUUGGGUGCAUAGAAAGGCUCUGGGGAGGAUCCGGAUGCCUCCAGAGAAGGGAGCGGGUGUUUUUGCUGGGCCCCCAAGUGCCAAGUUCAAGAUGGGGUCCCAGGUCUCGGUGGAUACAGGAGCCGUGCACGUGGUGAUCGUGGGCGGGGGCUUCGGAGGGAUAGCGGCUGCCAGCCAGCUGCAGGCGCUGAAUGUCCCCUUCAUGCUGGUGGAUAUGAAGGACUCCUUCCACCACAAUGUGGCAGCCCUCCGGGCCUCCGUGGAGAGCGGGUUCGCCAAAAAGACAUUCAUUUCGUACUCGGUGACCUUCAAGGACAACUUCCGCCAGGGCAAAGUGAUUGGCAUAGACUUGAAGAACCGGAUGGUGUUGCUACAGGGUGGCGAGGCCUUGCCCUUCUCACAUCUUAUCCUGGCCACAGGCAGCACCGGGCCCUUCCCUGGCAAGUUUAACGAGGUGUCCUGCCAGCAGGCAGCCAUCCAGGCCUAUGAGGACAUGGUGAAGCAGAUCCAGCGCUCACAGUUCAUCGUGGUGGUGGGAGGCGGCUCUGCAGGAGUAGAGAUGGCAGCAGAGAUUAAAACCGAGUACCCUGAGAAGGAGGUCACUCUUAUCCACUCCAGAGUACCCCUGGCCGACAAGGAACUCCUGCCCUGUGUGCGGCAGGAAGUGAAGGAGAUCCUCCUCCGGAAGGGUGUGCAGCUGCUGCUGAGUGAGCGGGUGAGCAACCUGGAGGAACUUCCUCGCAAUGAGUAUCGGGAGUACAUCAAGGUGGAGACAGACAAGGGCACGGAGGUGGCCACCAACAUGGUGAUUGUGUGCAAUGGGGUCAAGAUCAACAGCUCUGCCUACCGCAGUGCAUUUGCAGAGAGUAGGCUGGCCAGCAAUGGUGCUCUGAAAGUGAACGAGUUCCUCCAGGUGGAAGGUUACAGCAAUAUUUAUGCCAUUGGUGACUGUGCCGAUACCAAGGAGCCCAAGAUGGCCUACCACGCUGGCCUGCAUGCCAACGUUGCCGUGGCCAACAUUGUCAACUCCAUGAAGCAGAGGCCACUCAAAGCUUACAAGCCAGGUGCGCUGACAUUCCUCCUGUCCAUGGGCAGAAAUGAUGGCGUGGGUCAGAUCAGUGGCUUCUACGUAGGCCGCCUCAUGGUGCGGCUGGCCAAGAGCAGGGACCUUCUCAUCUCCACAAGCUGGAAAACCAUGCGGCAGUCUCCACCGUGACAGGGAGGCUGCGUGGGAGUUGAGGUACCGCUCGGAGGGGUGACAGACUGCUUGACAAAGGACACCCUUCUGACAGGUGCCAAGGGCGGAGCUCUUUGUCUGGAUCGUGGUGUCAGUCAUGUGCUGGCUGGGAAUACAAUUUGAGUAAAGCCAGAAAUGAGAGACAGAGAGUAAAGGGGGGAGUGGGGAAGGCAUUAAAAAAGAACAAUUAGCCUAGAAGAUUCGUUCCGGGUUUGGAAGGUCUGCCUGCAGCUGUGCUAGCUAAAGGGUGUUGGGGAGGCAGAGGGAGCUUCCCCUACUGCAGGCUUCUGUCUAUGUGUGCACGUGAAAGCAUCAGGCUUUGGGAGAACUGUUCAGAGCUCUUGUUGGGCAGAGCUGGGCUCCUCUAGUUGGCUCCUCAUCUGUAGUAUAGUAAAGAGAGCCCACAGCACGAGACCAAGGAGGGUGCUGGGGUGGGGAAGCUUGUCUAUCUUACAGCAAGUACGUUAUUAACUGAGGCCUUUUUUUCACUCUCCCUAUGAUUAGCAUCCCCCCUCUCUUUCUCUCUCUCUCUCCUUCCCUCCUAACAACACUCACACAGCACGAGUACAGAAUCUCUCUCUGCCCCCCACCAUGUCUACCUACAUUAUUCAGAUUGGCCUAGAACUCCUGAGUUCAGGUAAUGCUCCUGUCUCAGUCUUUUCUGGUACCUUGGGACCAUCUUUAACCUUCACGAGCCUUUAUCUCCAUAUUCGGCUUGCCUGUGUGUCAUAGGUGCAUGUACGAAGAGUCAGACAAAAUUCCCCUCUAGCUCACCCAUCCGUUGCUGAAAUCUCAGGGGAGAUGUAAGCCACAUCUGCCGCCUCUCCUAAGGUCUCACUGACAAACUGAGGCAGGGUUCUGUUAGACUUUACUCCAUGGAACCAGUGAGUGUCAUUAAAGCAGAGUGGUAUAUAACAGGUGGUAGGGCGCCACUGGAUACACAGAUGAGAGUCUCCUGGUCCUCGACACCACUCCACAAUCAGAUAAAAUCAGUCAGCAAGGCCAGCUGGGACAACCCUUUUAAAAGGGGGAGCAGCUGAACACACCCCCUCCGGGCUGGUGGUUGCUUGCUUCUGAGGACAGUCACUCAAACACUACCCUAACAGGGUGAAGUUUAUGUCUAGAGAGGCUGAGCCUGGCUGGGUGCAGGAAUCCAGGGAUGGAGACCUGUGACUUGGGGAGGGUACUGGCUGCUUGAUCGCCAAAGACCAGAUGGGCAUCUCUGGAUGGUACUUAGUGGUUUCUAGGUUACUAACAGGCUGCUGUUAGGGGGUGGGGAGCUGUGCUGCUCAUUUCCUGGCCAGCUCCUGUCACUUGGGCCCCCAUGGGUCACUAUGUCCGCUAUAGAUUGCUAAGGUGUAUGAAGUAUAUGAAGGACUUCUCUAUCCAAGUAGGGAGUAGCCACUUGUGCAUGGCCUAAGUUCAAUGUCUAUAGCAGAAGAGACUGGGAGUCCAUUCCAGUAGAUUUCGGCAUGAUUCACCCUACCCUGCCUCUUCCAGCUUGCUUUGGCCUUGGCCUUUGGUUAUAGGUGGCAAGAGUCCUUGAGAUACCAGCAUCUCUGGUGCUUCCAGCCCAUCCCCAUUUGGGCUAUGACCAAGGUCUGUUCCAGACUGGAGUUGAGACUUGACUCUCUCUCCCAGAGACUGACCAACCACCAGCAGCUUUGUCCCCGGCUCUGCUGCUGUGGACACCAGCCAGGAAGCCCACCCUCUCUGAGGGAAGGAUCAACUACCUGCAGGAAGCCGGCCAUGUGAGAGCUUUACAGAGCAUGGCGGGACUCUUCAGUGACAGGCCUUGUGUUACUUCUUUACAACCGUCUGGAUGACUCUGUCUGUGGGGAACGCGGCUGUCCAGGAGGAGGAAAACGUCGCAAUAAAGGGCUGUGUUAUAAGAAAGA